Messenger RNA from Endocarpon pusillum Z07020, 3681 nucleotides. RefSeq lists its product as uncharacterized. Gene Ontology annotation, molecular function: protein-macromolecule adaptor activity; identical protein binding; ubiquitin binding. The transcript has 2 exons. The record is from RefSeq and is a predicted model, not a curated record. Gene Ontology annotation, biological process: regulation of actin filament polymerization; actin cortical patch assembly. Bases 1 to 3681 code for a protein of 1226 amino acids. Gene Ontology annotation, cellular component: nucleus. NCBI's taxonomy places the organism in Eukaryota, Fungi, Ascomycota, Eurotiomycetes, Verrucariales, Verrucariaceae.
AUGGGCUUCUUGGGGAUAUAUACGGCAUUGUACGACUAUCAGCCUCAAGGGGAAGGUGAGCUUGAGAUACAGGAAGGGGAGGUGCUGUUCUUGCUCGAGAAGGGCGAAGAUGACUGGUGGAAAGCAAAGAAGAAGGCGGCCGAUGAUGAAGACGAAGAACCAGUAGGCCUGGUGCCAGCUAAUUACUUGGAAGCAGCCAAACCAGCUGGUUUCGCGAAAGCACUCUACGACUACUCCAGACAAACUGAUGAAGAAGUUUCUUUCGCGGAGGAUGCGCAGUUGACGGUCUUUGAUACAUCAGACCCAGACUGGAUACUGGUGGGCUUGAAGGAAGAUUAUGGCUUCGCGCCGUCAAACUACAUCGAGAUAAGUGAAAGCGAUCCUGCACGAUCCCCUGUUUCUCCCCCAAGCAGUGCACCACCGAUCGCCCGUGUCACAGCCGAACCUGAGCCAGAAGAGUCUCCUCGUGCGAGUACCCCAACCUCGUCCCUCGGACCUGCAGCGUCGCUUGCCAAAGUACUGGGAGGUGGUGCGCCUGCUGCUUCGAGGUCCGUUUCAGGAGCUGACGCUCCCUCCCAUCGCCAGCGUACACCGGAGCCUUCAGAUGAGGAACAGCCCGCCCCAGCUCUGCCUCGGCGGCCUCCUUCCCAGCAGCUUUCACCACCACUCAACCAGCACACAUCUCCACAGAAAGACGACCCUCCAGGAGUCAUCGAAUCGCCCCCUUAUAACAGAACUACUCAUAGAGAAGCGAGAGAGCGCUCCCAAGUUCGCUCCCCUGGUGGAUAUCAUCUGUACAAUAUCAAUGAAAUGGUAUCUGCAAUGGGAAAGAGAAAAAAGAUGCCAACAACAUUGGGAUUAAACGCAGCGACAGGAACAAUCAUGGUCUCCCCAGAAAAAUCCAGGGAUGGGCCGUCCCAGGAAUGGACAGCAGACAAAAUGACGCACUACUCUAUCGAAGGCAAGCACAUUUUUCUGGAACUGAUACGACCAACCAAGAGCCUAGACCUUCAUGCAGGGGCGAAAGAUACCGCCGAGGAGAUUGUUUCUGUUCUAGGCGAGAUGGCGGGCGCUGUACGUGGCGAGGGCCUCCGGGAAGUGAUGGCAGCUGCAUCCGGAGCUGCAGGAACGAAAAAGGGGCAUAUGCUGUAUGAGUUCAUGGCUCAAGGAGACGACGAGGUGACUGUGGCCGCGGGUGAUGAUGUGAUAAUCUUAGACGAUACCAAGUCCGAGGAAUGGUGGAUGGUUCGAAGACUCAAGAAUGGUAAUGAAGGAGUUGUUCCCAGCAGCUAUGUUGAGGUCACGGGGACGACGUCAGCAGAACCAGUGAGCCGCUCCGGAAUCAAUGCGGGACGUUCGACGGUAGAACAAAACCGGUUGGAUGAAGAACGACUGGCGAAAGAGGCAGCGAAAAGACAGAAGCAGAGGACAUCUGAGGCAGAUUUCAACGACGAACCACCCUACAUAAGAGGCGUCGAAGUGGCACCAGGGAUGAAGCUGCCAGACAGAGGCAGUAGCCUGACAUCGGACGAUCCUGGUCGUCGUGACAAAAGACCCAGCCGGAGUGAUGGGAAAUCGUCGAAACCGAAACCAGAUCCAGCCAAGACUCGCACAUGGACGGACCGCUCAGGGUCAUUCAAAGUCGAAGCACAGUUUAUCGGACUUUCCGGCGGCAAGAUCCAUCUUCAUAAGGCCAAUGGAGUGAAGAUUGCUGUUCCGAUAACAAAGAUGGCACCCGAAGACCUUGCCUACGUAGAAAAGGCGGCAGGCGUGUCACUCGAUGAGGAGAAGCCACUUGGAGAUUUGCAAAGGAAGAAACGGUCAGAAAAUGAGGCUGAGAGAGCAAGGGUCUCCAGCUCUGGAGCUUCGGUCGAGCCUUCAAAGCGCCCUGAAUAUGAUUGGUUUGAUUUCUUUCUCAAAGCUGGAGUUGGCCCUCAUCUAUGUGAACGAUACGCUCAGAACAUGAACAAGGACUCGAUGGACGAAAGCAAUCUUCCAGACAUUACGCCGGAUGUUCUACGGACCUUGGGGCUGAAGGAAGGUGAUAUGUUGCGUGUCAUGAAGCAUUUGGACACUCUUUUUGGACGAGUUUCAGGCAAGUCCAAUGUCAGGACUGGAGAUGGCGAAGGCACAGGCACCAAUGGCUCUGCUGGGGGCUUGUUCUCUGGAGCUGGUGGCACUCUGCGGAACAACACACGAAAAGGAAGGCCAGAAUCCAAUCGGGUGGUUAGUGACGUCGUCGAUGCAAAAGCUUUCGAGCAGACCGGUGAUCGGCUUAAGUCACCCCCUCUAGAGUCGAAAGCAACCCCAUUGACUGCUGCUCCCAGCAGGGACAAAGUACAGAGCGGAUUUGAUGACGAUGCAUGGGAAGUGAAGCCAUCGAAGGAAGCUGCGUCAACUGUGCAACCCACACCAACGACCAAGACACCGUCGUCUACUCCUGCGCAGCCACAGCUUACUGGAGCAAUGGCAGAACUCUCGUUACUUUCGCCCCCAUUGCAACCCACAGUGGCCUCUCCUCAACCUCCUCCACAACUUGUUCAGGCGCAAGCCUCGCAACAGCAGCCUACCCAGCCAGCCGUGCCUGCUACUGCUCCUCAGCAACCACCUCAGCCUACUGGCGCAAGCCCAUCGUUCUUCGGGCAGCUCAAUCCUCCGCAAGCUGGGCUACCUGGUCCACAGCCCUCUUCUAGCCAACCAAUGUCUAUGCAACCUCAAAACAGCAAUUUCCUGCCUAUGCCACAGCUCAACGCUCCUCGACAGAGGCCUCAAGCUCCACAGCAGCCUCUGAGUCCAGGUUCAUUGUUACCUCCUCCCCCUAGACCAUUGUCUGCGCCUCAAAACUUUCAACCGCAGAACCAGUUCGGACCUCCACCACUUCAGCCACAACUGACCGGAAUCUCGUAUGCCUCGGUCUUACAGGCUCCCGCUGGUCAGAGCCUGAACGACCUGAGUCCGCAAGGAGGACAACAAUUCUCGCAGCCGCACCACCUGCAGUCGCAGCCUACUGGAUUCUCUCAACAAGGCCCGGGCUUUGCUUCUUUCUCAAGUGGUCUCAUGCCUCAACAGACUGGCUUUCAGCCUCAAGGACAGCCAAUCAGUGGUCAGCAGCAAUUACCAUAUAUUAAUGGUAAUGCAGCUGGAAGUCCAUUUGCUGAUCCAAGACCACAAUUCCAGCCUCAACCCACAGGCUUUGGAAGCUUCAACCAGCAGCAGGGCUUACCGCCCAGCGGAAUCAACUCUGUGCUACCAACCCCGUUGCAGCCUCAACCUACUGGCUUCCAGCCGCAACCACAACAGACAGGCUUUCUACAACCCCAGCAGACUGGGUACCCGCAGCAGCAACAACCGACAGGGCCAGCGUUCCCACAACCACAGCAAGCAGGCUUUCAGCAACCCCAACAGGCGAGCUUUGGUCAGUCGCAGCCGAAUGGAUUCGGCGGGCCUUCAUCAUCAUCAUUCCAGGCCCCACCAAUGCCUCCAAUGCCUCCAAUGCCUCAACAACCGCCCAUUCCCGCGCCCCUACAGCCGCAGAAGACAGGUCCACCGCCGCCCGUUAGGUUUGGUGUCUCAGAUGCGGCGAAGAAAUUGACGCCCCAGCCCACAGGGAGAAGGGCGAAUCUGGCUCAUGCUAGUAAGUCCAUUCCCACCUCAUCCCGGCACGUCGACUGCUAUGCGUGA